Morchella importuna is the source of this 984-nucleotide messenger RNA. RefSeq lists its product as uncharacterized. Lineage: Eukaryota; Fungi; Ascomycota; Pezizomycetes; Pezizales; Morchellaceae. The record is from RefSeq and is a predicted model, not a curated record. The transcript has 5 exons. Gene Ontology annotation, molecular function: pectate lyase activity. The coding region runs from base 1 to 984 and encodes 327 amino acids.
AUGAGAACCACAUCACUAAUUUUGGGAGCGCUCGCUGCGUUCCAAUCUGUUCUUGCCGCCUCGGUCAAUGAUGUGUGCACGGUUGGAUACUGUACCCUUAACGGCGGAACGAGUGGAGGGAGCGGCGGUGUUACAACCACGGUCUCCUCAUUAGCUGCGCUCAAGACUGCAGUUGCGGAUGAUGUUGCACGGAUAGUGGUAGUCACCGGUACUAUCACUGGCAACGAAGCUGUGCCAGUCGGAUCAAACAAAUCGAUUCUUGGAAGCGGCGGUGCAACCCUUGUUGGUGUUGGUUUGAGAGUCUUGGAAAAGAAGAAUGUCAUCAUUCGGAACCUUAAGAUCCAGAAGUGCCUGGCGCCUAUCGAUGGAAUUGGUAUUCAGCUAUCGACCAACGUCUGGGUCGAUCACGUUGACCUCUCUGCCGACCAGGAUCACAGCAAGACUUCCCGUGUUGUCCCCAUGAUCAUUGGCUUAUCUUCACAUGUUUACGUGCAGGACUACUACGACGGACUCCUCGAUAUCACCCACGCGGCAGAUUAUAUCACUAUCUCAAACGUCUAUUUCCAUGACCACUGGAAGGGAUCCCUUAUUGGACACAGCGACAACAACGGUGCUGAAGACAUUGGCACUCUCAGGGUAACAUACUACCAGUGCCAUUUCCAAAACGUCUAUUCUCGUGGCCCCAGUCUACGUUUCGGAACAGGACACGUCAUCAACGGCUGGUACGAAAAUAUGGAAGAUGCCGUGAACACCCGCCAGGGCGCUCAGAUGCUCCUGGAAAACUCUGUCUGGAGCGGCAUCACGAAGUGUGUGAUCUCAUCAGAUGCGGGUUACGCCGUCCUGCGUGGAUGCGAUCUUGGAGGAGGCACCAAUAGUGCACCGACUGGAACGCUGACUAGCGUUCCUUACUCGUACACUUUGCUGCCUGUGACAUCCGUCCCUAGUGUCGUUGGGGCUAACCAAGGGGCUAUCUUGACUUGGUAG